UUAACAAAUGGAACAAUUACCACUCUAUUCUGUUUGCUGCUGUGCUUUACCUGCCUGUCCCUUUACUUACAGUGCAACCAUCAGUGAUGUCAUUAAUUAAUUGGCUGAUUGAAUAUAUAUUCUCACUUCCGGCUCCUCUCCCCAUCCCAUUGAGAGAAAGAAGCCUUCCUUUAGGUUUUGUUUUGUUUUGUUCGGAGACAAAAUUGGAAUAAUCCUGGUUUGUGGAGACCAUCAUGGCAACCGUCAUGGUGACCAGAGCCAGAAACAGUAGGCGGGUGAAACAGGAUCCAAGCCCUCCAAAUGAAGUUGUGUCUUGCAGAAACGGACCCCAGGCAGAACAGAAGACCUCAAAUAGGUCUGCAAAGAAACCCACCCCUCGUCACGGAGAGAUGCCGCCCGAGAAGGAACCCGAUGAAGAUCUGAACGGUUGUCUAGGACAGGUGGAGGAGAAGCUGGUCACCCUGGCCUUGGAAGAAGAGGCGGACGAAUGUGUGAAUGUGGCCCAGAGCGGACUCUGCCUUUACCGCCAGAUGCACGACCAGCUUUUCGAGCACCAGAAGGACGGCGUGGCCUUCCUGUACGGCCUCUACCGCGAAGGACGCGAGGGGGGCAUUUUAGCCGACGACAUGGGCUUGGGGAAGACCAUCCAGAUCAUCGCUUUCCUUUCGGGAAUGUUUGACGCAAAAUUGGUCCGUUCCGUCUUGCUGGUUAUGCCGGUGACGCUCGUGAAUAACUGGAAACAAGAGUUCGCCAAGUGGGCGCCGGGAAUUCGGGUGAAGCUUUUCCACGGGACGAGCAAGAAAGAGCGCGGCCAACACUUGCACCGCAUCCAAACCGAAAAGGGGGUUCUUUUGACGUCCUAUCAGAUGAUCCUGGCCAACUGGGAGCAGCUAUCAAACUGUGACCAGCAAGCCUUCAUCUGGGAUUAUCUGAUCUUAGACGAGGCCCACAAAAUCAAGAGCCCGUUGGCGAAGACCACGAAAGCCUUGCGCGCCAUCCCGGCUAGGAACCGCGUCCUCCUCACCGGGACUCCCGUGCAGAAUAACCUGCAAGAACUUUGGUCUCUGUUUGAUUUUGCCUGUCAGGGCACCCUCCUUGGCACGGCCAAAACUUUCAAGAUGGAGUACGAGAAUCCCAUCACCCGGGCGAGGGAGAAGGACGCGACCUUGGGGGAGAAAGCUCUGGGUCUCAAGAUCGCGGAGAACUUGAUGACCAUCAUACAGCCCCAUUUCUUGAGGAGAAGUAAAGAUGAAAUCCAGAAGCUGAGAUCGGAUCAACUGCCUGGUUCGGCCGGUCGUAAUACAGUGGAACUCCCUUCUCUUCCGAGAAAAAAUGACUUUAUUGUUUGGGUUUACUUGUCACCCGUCCAGGAAGACAUUUACAGGAACUUCCUUUCCUUGGAUCACAUUAAGGAACUUUUGAUGACCACCCGUUCCCCCUUGGCGGAGCUGACCGUCCUGAAGAAACUCUGCGAUCACCCCCGGUUGUUGUCUUCUCAAGCUUGUCUCCAGCUUGGUUUGGAAACUUUGAGUCAAGAGGACGGAGAAGAUGCCGUGGGCCUGAUGCAGGAGAUCCAGAAAGUAUCUGAGAAGGUUCUGAUUCAAGAAUCUGGAAAGUUGACGUUCCUGGUCGACUUGUUGGCCAAGCUUCGGGAAGAAGGCCACCAAACUCUGGUGUUCUCCUUGUCGAGGAAAAUGUUGGACAUCAUAGAAUGCAUCCUGACCCAACGGUGCGUCAAGUUCAUGCGCGUGGAUGGCACGGUGACCUGUUUGGUGGAACGCGAGAAGAGAGUGAGGGACUUCCAGGAGGACAAAAGCUACUCGGUCUUUCUCCUGACCACUCAAGUCGGCGGCGUGGGCCUCACUUUAACAGCCGCGACCCGCGUGGUGAUCUUCGAUCCCAGCUGGAAUCCAGCCACGGAUCUGCAAGCUGUAGACCGAGUUUAUAGGAUCGGGCAAAAGGAGAACGUUGUGAUCUACCGUCUGAUCACGUGUGGGACGGUUGAGGAGAAGAUCUACCGGCGUCAGGUCUUUAAGGACUCGUUGAUAAGGCAAAGUACAGGAGAUAAGAAGAAUCCGUAUCGCUAUUUUAGCAAGCAGGAACUGAGAGAGCUCUUUGUUCUGACGGAUACGAGAAGGUCGUUGACUCAACUUCAGCUCCAAUCUUUGCACGGAACCCAAAGGAACUCGGAUGCUAAUCUAGACGAACACAUUGCCUUUCUUUACUCGUUGGAGAUGUUUGGCAUCUCUGAUCAUGAUCUGAUGUAUACAUCUGAAACGAGUCACGAGGAAGCUGAUGAUGAGGAGGCGCACCAGUACAUUCAGGACCGUGUCCACAAGGCUCAGGAGCUGGUCCAGUUAGAAUCCCAGCUCGUGGACACUAAGAAAAGGACAAAGCACUGAUUCUUUGUUAAAAUUAAUCAGGAGUUAAAGCCAGUUUUCGUGAUUCUUCAAGGAAAUGAAUCUGGAGUUAAACCCAUUCCCAAGAUGUUCUCUUAGACCUUUCCUGUAUUUUUUCUUCCCAUGAACUUGAUUGUCCAGCUGAACCUAAAACUUUCUCCAUCACCUUCAGGAACCAACCUUUCUUCUUCAACUGACGUUCUUCUCUGGCAAUCUUGGGAUGGUCAGCUUCCAGAAAGAAGCAACUGAAGAUGUAUUGUCCACUCAUCCACUGACUUUCUUCUCUGCCCAUCUUGGAUUGGUCAGCUUCUAGAAAUAACUGAAGAUGUAUUGUCCACUCGACAACUGAUGUUCUUCUCUGCCCAUCUUGGUCAGCUUCUAGAAAUAACUGAAGAUGUAUUGUCCACUCAACAUGUUCUUCUCUGCCCAUUUGGAUUGGUCAACUUCUAGAAACAACUGAAGAUGUAUUGUCCACUCAACAACUAAUGUUCUUCUCUGCCAAUCUUGGGCAGCUUCUAGAAAUAAGCAACUCAUCAACUGACAUUCUUCUCUGCCAGUCUUGGGUUGGUCAGCUUCUAGAAACAAGUAACUGAAGAUUUAUUGUCCGCUCAACAACUGAUGUUCUUCUCUGCCCAUCUUGGAUUGGUCAGCUUCUAAAAACAACUGAAGAUGCAUUGUCCAUUCAACAACUGAUGUUCUUCUCUGCCCAUCUUGGACUGGUCAGCUUCUAGAAACAACUGAAGAUGUAUUGUCCACUCGUCAACUGAUGUUCUUCUCUGCCAAUCCUGAGUAGCUUCUAGAAACAAGCAACUGAAAAUGUAUUGUCCACUCAUCCACUGACAUUCUUCUCUGCCAAUCUUGGGUUGCUCAGCUUCCAGAACAAGCAACUGAGGAUGAAGUCCAUUCCAUCAUGACUUCGAGGCUGCUAGCUUUCUGCUGAUGUUAUGAAGGCCCAUCGUGGUGGGAUCGGCUCAAUGUGAGUGAAGGUUGCAAACCUGCAAACCGGAUAUGGGGUUUUUUUCCCCUACCCUUUAGAGAAGGAGUAAGUCAAAAGGGAUCCCGUGGAGACAGAAUUAAUUCCCGUUAUGUCCUCUUCCUGUUUCUUUUUUAUGCUUUUGUUUAAAAAUUAAGUAUAUCGGUAUCAAAGCUGUAUGUUUUUCAAUGCUAGUAAAAUGUAUUUUUCCUAUUUAAAAAGCCCCUGUGCGCUUUACUACCCUUUAGUAAAUGUUCUAAGAACAGGAAGCACUCAAUUUACGACCACGAAGGAGCGGCUAAGCGACACCGUCGUUAGGUGAAUUUUUCCCCAUUUUACGACCUCCUUCGCCGCACGCGUUAAGCCGAUC
Crotalus tigris (Tiger rattlesnake) is the source of this 3742-nucleotide messenger RNA. It is a transcript of the gene ERCC6L, whose product is annotated as ERCC excision repair 6 like, spindle assembly checkpoint helicase. The coding region runs from base 234 to 2402 and encodes 722 amino acids. The record is from RefSeq and is a predicted model, not a curated record. NCBI's taxonomy places the organism in Eukaryota, Metazoa, Chordata, Lepidosauria, Squamata, Viperidae. Gene Ontology annotation, molecular function: DNA translocase activity; ATP-dependent chromatin remodeler activity; ATP binding. The transcript has 3 exons.